Molecule: messenger RNA, 801 nt
Organism: Sinocyclocheilus rhinocerous
Lineage: Eukaryota; Metazoa; Chordata; Actinopteri; Cypriniformes; Cyprinidae
Product: formin-like protein 1
Exons: 6
Biological process (GO): regulation of cell shape; cell migration; cortical actin cytoskeleton organization
Cellular component (GO): cytosol
Molecular function (GO): actin filament binding
Source: RefSeq, a predicted model, not a curated record
CACUGCUUAACUGGCAGGCUCUCAUGGAGGAACAGGUGGCCGGCACCGUCUUCACAGAGCUGGAUGACGAAAGUGUGCUUGGGGAGUUGAAUAUGGACGUCUUUGAGGAGUUGUUCAAAACUAAAGCUCAGUCUGCUCCUGUUGAUGUCGGCACUCUGAAGGUGAAAGUGGCUCAUAAAGCAUCCAGUAAAAUCGCACUACUGGAGCCCAACAGGGCCAAAAACCUCGCCAUCACGCUGCGCAAAGGAGGCAUGAGCACCGCGCAGAUCUGCACUGCGAUCCAAUCGUAUAAUCUGGAUUUGCUAAACUCAGACUUUCUGGAGCUGCUGGAGCGUUUCAUCCCGUCUGAUUAUGAGCUGAGGUUGAUUGAGAAAUACGAGCGUGAAGGACGCCCCCUGCUGGAGCUGUCGGAGGAGGACCGAUUCAUGGUGGCCUUCAGCAAAAUCCCGCGUCUGGCACAGAGAAUCAGCACGCUGACCUUCAUGGGCAACUUCAGCGAGAGCAUCCUGCUAUUAAAGCCUCAAUUAAAUGCCAUCAUAGCUGCAUCCAUGUCAAUCAAAUCCUCCAGCAAACUCAAGAAGAUUCUAGAGAUCAUUCUUGCGUUUGGGAAUUACAUGAACAGUGGGAAGAGAGGACCAGCAUAUGGAUUUCGACUCCAAAGUCUGGACCUGCUUCUGGACAUGAAAUCCACAGAUCGAAAACUGACACUCCUGCAUUUCAUCGUCAGCAUCAUACAAGAAAAAUAUCCUCAACUGCACAGCUUUCACACUGAACUACACUGUCUGGAUAAAGCUGCUCUGG